AUUUUCAUACGGUACCAGAAGUUUCUGUAUAUAAAAAGGAACGAUUAUGCAUCCCAAGACAUAAACUAUUUUAAAAGGGGCAUUUAAAAGAAUCAAAAGAAAAUUAAACGUGAUGGGAUUCAAGUACCUUCUUGUCCUUGUGUUGCUGUUUGUUCUUCUGAACCCAACGGAAUGUUGGUCGUUAAGAAAGAAGCUAAGGAAAUUGAAGAAGAGUAUUAAGAAGAGUGUGAACAAAGUUGGUUCUGGCAUAAAGAAUGCUGUCAAGAAAGUCGGUGGUGCGAUAAAAAAGGCUGGAUGUAAAGUCCUGUUUGGUGUCGUCUGCCCUGCGGGCGUCGGGGCGGCUGGAACGGCUCUAGGCGCGGGUUCCGGCGGGACUGCUGGCCUUGUCGUUGGCGCCGCCGUCGUCCUCGGAGUCAAGGCCUGUCACGUGAGACAGGAGAAGUGCAAACGAAGUGUUGAAAACGGCGUGGCAUUGCUUGCGUUCUCGGACGAAUAUAGAGACUACGAUAUGAAUGAUGACAAGCGUAUCGAAUAUGAGGAGUUUGUAUUCACCGUUAUGAGGACAGUCGGAUUAUCAGAGCCAAUGGAGCUAAGGGAACCGUUUAACUUCGCGGACGUCAAUGGGGACGGGGAACUUAACAGAAAGGAGUUUAAUGGAGCGCCUUUCCUCUUUGCCCAUGCAAACUACCACCAGUUUAUAAAAGAGGACACGCCAGAAACUAUCCCUUCUUUGGAAGUCAGCACUGCUGCAUAAUUAUUAAUUAUACAUAUAUGCAUGUCUAUUUAUUAUUUGCCUUCCAGGUCUGAGAUUAAUUUAACAUCUCAAGUCAUUUCCUGACAACCGUCAUUUUAUCCAAAAUACUUUAUUUUCAGUAAUUUUAAGCAGUAUCCAUUCUUUAAUGUACAAACCACUUGUAUUUUGCUUUACAAUUGACUUUGAAAUAUUUUGAAAUCGGAUAAUUUUUAAGUUAAGAAAUGUUUUAAGAUGUGUUCUGCAUACCAUCCUUUACAAUUGACUUUGAAAUAUUUUGAAAUCGGAUAAUUUUUAAGUUAAGAAAUGUUUUAAGAUGUGUUCUGCAUACCAUCCGUGUUUUAUUAAACUGAUAAAACUGUUGUAUAAAACUUAGGUGUUCUCGAAAAAGCUUAAGCGUUACAAGAUUCAGAAUCUUAUUUUUCUUCAUUAAGCCAAAUCACUUGCAUAACCUCCAUUUUGCAAAACAAAAGAGGAGGUAAACGUGUUUAUCUGUAUUGUAAUUUAAAUUAAUGGCCACUACAAUACCAUGGAAACCAAAGAGUCAAGACUAGUAGCCAAAUAUUUAAUAAAUAAUAGGUCGAAAGGCAGAAGGCUAAGGCCUUAAACUCUAUAAUUUUUUGAGUAGAAUAGUAUAUAAUGCCUGCCAAACAAGUGAGCCUAGCAUUGAUCUGUUAUAAAGAAGUUUUGAUGAAAAAGUGUUUAUUGGAUAAUAUUUAUUCAAUGAAUUUACUUCACUCAGAUAGUUGACCUAAACAAAAUUAUUGGAUGCUUUUACCCGUUUUGUACCUUUUUGAAUGCCAUUUUAUUUGUUUUCUAUUGUUUUGUUAAAUAAAAUUGAAACUGA
Molecule: messenger RNA, 1598 nt
Organism: Mya arenaria
Lineage: Eukaryota; Metazoa; Mollusca; Bivalvia; Myida; Myidae
Exons: 6
Coding region: 113-754 (213 amino acids)
Molecular function (GO): calcium ion binding
Source: RefSeq, a predicted model, not a curated record